Messenger RNA from Caenorhabditis auriculariae, 4683 nucleotides. Lineage: Eukaryota; Metazoa; Nematoda; Chromadorea; Rhabditida; Rhabditidae. The record is from the annotation of a GenBank genome assembly.
AUGGACGUCUCACCUAAGACGUUUCAAUUUUUAAUAUAUCAUGCGACUGUUAAGCGAAACUUGAAGAAAAUUGAGGUGCCAUUGUUCGUUACGAGUCUAUGUGAAAUCCAACUUUUAGGGUUUGACCAAAAAUAAGUCGAGAGAAUACCUUCAGCGAGCUCUCAACCUGCCAACUAAAAUAAACCCAUUGAUUGAAGCUUGCAGAAGUGGAUAUAUCGAAAUUGUGCGGCUAUUAGUCAGUAUCAUACAAAAAAUGUUUCGAAAAUGUUGUUUUGAGAUUCGUCUCGGCUCAGAUCCUCUGGUUGGGUUAAAGAAAAAAGCUUUUAUCGCAAAACAUGGUUCGAUUUACAUUUCUACGUAAAACAAUUGAAACAAAUCAGGAAUUUUUCAAACAGCUCUGUUUUUUGCGGUUGAUCGAGUCGGUCCAAAAAAAGUGGAGGGAAUUGUCGAAUACAAGACUCGUCAAGAUUUCAAGGCAUUUUUCGAAAGAAUUUUGAAGUUUCCAACGUCUUUUGGACCUUCAGAUUGUCCGUUUGCUCGUGGAAACAUCAAAUAUCGAUUUGAAAGACUCGCUUCAUGAAUCGUUGUUCGUCACCCUCCACUACUCAAAUUUGGGAAUGGGUACCAAAUAUCGAGUUUUAUUCGCGUUAUCUUGAGGUUUUUCAGUGAAAUACCUUUGCAAGCAUGGGGCGAACGUACAAGUUCGCGAUUUGGAUGGCAAGACGUGUUUCAUGAUAAAUAAGUUCUUCGAAAUCCAAAAAAUCGGUUUUUUUUUUCUUCUAGUUAACGAGAUAUAGCCUGUGUGCCACGACUUGAAAUUUCACUAAACGACAUUCCGCUGUGCCACUGCGUGCCUUUGCAAACCUUGGUCGCGCUUCAAAUUUUUCCUUUCUUUUGUUUAAGGUACUCUACUUUCAUGUGCUCCCACAGCAAGAACAAUCAAUUGAAAGCGUGACCUAGAUUCGAAAGACGCUUCGCGAACGCACGCAGCGGAACAGCGGAGUGUCGUUCCAUGAAAUUUCAAGUUGUGGCAAACAAACUAUAAUAAUCGACAAAAAAACUCGCUGGCAUCAAAAAAAGGUGAAAAAAGUACAGAAAGAAUACUUUUCCAGAAAAAGAUCUUCGAUUAUUUCAUUGAACAUGGCCUUUCAGUCGAUGCUACUACGCCUUUCGGUAAGUUCACAAUUUUCUGAAUAUUUCUAGCGUGGAAAGAUUUUCUCUCGUUCUAAGGUAAAACGGCCCUUCAUUUCGCUGCGGAGGAUGGGAAUCUUUUUCUUGCGAAGCUUUUGACUGCCGCCGGCGCUCAACUGAUCGCUGACAAAAAUGGCGAUACUCCUUUGAUCAGUGCCGCUUUGAUGGCCUAUCCUAGAGGUCCAGUGGUGAGUUCUCUAGGAAGUUUCAGAACAAAAAUAAAUUCGCAGAACGACACUUUCGAACACUUUUUGGAUCACUACAAGGACAAGCAAGCGAAAAAUGACGCGAUUUUGAUCAACGCCGCCAUUUACUUGGUCAAUUACUGCGAAGAGAACAGAGUGGAGGCCUUGAGAAAGCCCUGGGAUGAGGCUCAUAGCAUGCAAGAAGUUGGGGAACAUGAUUAAAUAAAUGAAAGUUAUUUUUCUAGGGAGAUGCUAUGGGAGAGCUACAUCCGGCGUACGAUUAUCUUCGAGAAGCGAAAAGUUUCAGAGAAUUUGAGGCGGCUGAAGACUUGCACAGAUUCUCUAUUAUGCAAGUAAGGCUGUUAAGAAGAAGUUAAAGCUUGAAUAUUUCUCAAAUUUUGGCUCUUUUAGGUUGUGCAUGAAAAGAUUCAUAGGGAAAGUCGGAAAGGGUGGAAAAAGGCUCCCAUAGGUAAAACUGAAAAGUUCGAGGAUCCUCAAAGGAUCCCGAGAGGGAGAUAAAAAGCUUCCUCUAAAAGCUCCAAAAAUGAUGUAAAAAAGCUUUUGAGCACCUUUUUCAUAGCCUCAGAGAAUCCUUUUUGAAUCCUCUCGGAUCUUUUUAGUUGCUUUCCAGCAUCCUUUUUGUCAGCGGAUGUGAAAAAGACGCAAAAAGAAUUGAAAUGAUGUAAAAAAAGAUCUGAGCCAUACUCGGGCAAAACUGAAAAGCUCCUUAAAAGCUUUUCUCAAAAAAAGACCUUGAAAGGGUCCCCAGCAGAUCUUUUUUACAUCAUUUCAAUUCUUUUUUGCAUCUUUUUCAUAUCCGCUGACAGAAAGGAUGCUGGAAAGCAACUAAAAAGAUCCGAGAGGAUUCAAAAAGGAUCCUCUGAGGCUAUGAAAAAGGUGCUCAAAAGCUUUUUUACAUCAUUUUUGGAGCUUUUAGAGGAAGCUUUUUAUCUCCCUCUCAGGAUCCUUUGAGGAUCCACGAACUUUUCAGUUUUACCUAUGUAGCAAUGUUUCUUUUUUGCUGCCUUUUUGGUGCCUUUCUGCGGCCUUUCUGGGGCUUUUUUGCGGCCUUUCUGGGGCCUUUUUGGUGCCUUUCUGCGGCCUUUUUUGAGCCUCUCCCUUUUAGCACUCAUUAUCCACCAUUCCUACCUUGAACUAAAAAGAAAAAUCACCUAACCUUCUAAAAGUCCCCAACGUUCAACUUUUCCAGUGCUUCAUUUUCCUGGAAAGGGUUCUUGGCCCUGGUCAUCCGGAAGUUCGCGGAAACCUCUACGACUAUGUCAAAUACGACAUUUCAGAGAAUUUCGACCCACGGUUAGUAGAAAAAUUGUGAAAAAAAAACAACUCAGUAAUGAAUUUAGCGACAACCAGCUCCGUUUCCACAUGCUUGAUAUACAUUACAAGUAUGACCUCAUUCUGCUAAUUACCUUAUAAUUACCUAUGAUUAAAGGUACACCGAGCUGGCGUCUAGGGCUUCGAUCUCCGCGAUCAAAACGGUCUUGAAGUCGAUUUUCCGUUUUGAGGAAAUCACCCAAUGGAAAGAGAAUCAAGAGGAACGCCUCGCUCUUUUGGAACUUUCGGCCUAUCUUUUCGAUCACAUUCAUGACAAUCUAUACAUGGUUGAUUUUUGAAUGUAUUUUCCUCAAAACUUCCAUUUUUCCAGCUCGAACGGAGUGGCUAUCGUAACGCUGAUAACCGAAUCUUGUACGAUCAAUUAACACAAUUUUCCGUCGAGCUUAUCGCUUCGGUCAAAAAUUUUUCAAAUUACAAGAAAAAAUCUUGGUUCAGAUGGUUCGUAUAGGCAGCUACUACAAAGACCAUCGGGCCUUUUGCGAUUUUUGAACUCAAGUGUUAGUUUCUCAAUAUGUUCCAAACAUAGUCGAUCAUUUCAGUUGCUAAGGUUUGUUUCGUUGGCGCACCGUUUGGAUCUUCAAAUGUUUCACGUUACGGCAUGGGAUCGGUGAAUUUUUUGGAACUACUUGAAAUUCAAAAUUCAGAAAGAUUUUUGAUUUUUCAUUUAAAAACGAAUUCGAACAGAUUUAUAAAAGAGUUGCAAAAAUGCAAUCUAUACUUUUGAAAGAUUAAGCCUAGUCCUAAGUAAAAAAACUUCUUUUAAAUAACACUGCUAAAGUAGGAGGUGCGGUAAACGGUUGCAAAAUGGCCGCUAAAAGGGUCCUGUUUUGCAGCCUUUAUUGAGCCUUUUUUCUGUUGGUGAGCUAAAAAGCCUGAAAAAAGGUGAAAAAAGAGUGCUGAAAGUCUCGGCAAUUGAUUAUUUCCGAUUCUACUACUGUAGCACAUUUUGGUUCAUACACAGUCAAUGGUGAAGAUAAUUCUCAAAAAAUUCUGUGUUUCUUUGAAGAGUCCAAAAAAGAGGCCGAUGAAAGGACGGAAAAAGGCAGUAAAAAAAAUUUUUUUGAGAUGAAAAAUGUUAAAUCUACAGGGAGCCCAGUUUGAUACGGCUUUUCGUCGAAGCUGGCGCUGAUAUCAAUGAACUAGACGGCAUGGGGAGAACGCCGCUUCUAUCUUGCGUCUCAAAGACAGUCCGAUCAUCGUACGAUCUCUUCUUGUGAGCAAUAACUGAUAUUUUUGUUCGCAAUUUCGAGAAUUUCGGAUGGUGGAACGCGGUGACCGAGUUUGUGGCCAACGGAGCGCGGAUCUUUUUGCGAAUGGGUCGAUCGAACCUUUUCACACGUCUUCAGACUGAGCAAGAAUUCAAUUACGUUGUUAAGCCUAUAGUUUUUGGUAUGGAUUUUUUUUUUCAGUAGUUUUUUCAAAUCUGAUUAACAAAACAAAAAAUAAACGCUUCCUGAGUAGAUUUUGUUUCAAAAAGUGUACUAAUUAAGCGUUUUUUCAAUCAAAAAUCCACUUAAAACUUUUGAAAACUUUUCGUAAAAUGACACGGGAACCCUAAAGGGGUCGAAAAAGUGGCCUCUAUAGGGGUUCAGGGUCUGUGUCUUCAAGUGUCUGAAUAUGGUCUUUCAAUUUUCAUUCAAAAAAAGUGUUUAGUUUUUCGCAUGAAAAUUCUUCUUCACAUAGAGUUCAUAACAAUUAUCGACUAGCAUGCCCCUAAAGGGAUCACUUUUGAAAGCUCCAGUGACAUAGGGGUUGGUAAAGUGGUCCCUAGAGAAGACAUAAAAAUAAUGAAAAAGGAAACCUCUUUUUAGUGUUAAAAUCCUGGAUUUUUGCAGGAAGAUACAUCAAUCUCAAAGACAUGGCUGCCGAAGUUGUCGAAAAUACCUAUUCAAAGAAAUAUUUGAGUAUUAUCCUGCCUGACGAGGUGAUGAAAUACCUCAUUUUCAAAAAUUGA